AUGCAAGCAGCAGCAAAAGCAGUCGGACAGUUGGUUCAACAAGCGAUGGCGGGUCGAAAGUGUCCAAGUCCGGUGCUGGUGAAGUUCGCAGUCGCAAGUCUGGCGGGGGUUCUAAGGGUCGAAAGGGACAGAAAGACGGCAGUCGUUCUCGCAGUCGAAGUGCAAGCAGUGGGAAAUCUUCCAAGAAGGACCGGAAGCAUGCUACUCCUCAAACGCCAUCAAAGAAGGAUCUGUCUAAUAAGCCGGUGAAGCU
This is a messenger RNA of Meloidogyne enterolobii, 253 nucleotides long. The record is from the annotation of a GenBank genome assembly. Lineage: Eukaryota; Metazoa; Nematoda; Chromadorea; Rhabditida; Meloidogynidae.